ACUUAAUUGACAAUGACAAACUACUAAUUAACAGAAGUAUUACGUCAAUGCCACAGGAAGCCUUUCCAGGCAUAUCGUUCCUGCGGAAUACGCAUGUCCUCCGUUAUCACCAAGAGCUCACACAUCAGGAUCAUCACAUAUUGCAUAUUGUAAGCUCCAAACCUGAGUCCAGUUGAUCAUGUGCGACGCGGCAGCACAGUUUAUCGGUGUAGACGUUGGUACGGGCAGCGUGAGAGCGGCGCUGGUUUCUAAGCAGGGACGUAUCCAGGCCACUGCUGUUAGGAGCACCAAGACAUGGAACGAUCGACCAGAUUUCUAUGAACAAUCCACAGAAGAUAUUUGGAAGGCUGUUAUAGAAUGUGUUAAGACUGUGACACGAAAUGCCAACCCAGAUGCGAUUAAAGGCAUUGGAUUUGACGCAACAUGCUCCCUCGCUUGCUUUGAUAAAGAUGGAAGACCUCUUAGUGUCAGUCCUUCAGGUAGCAACGAGCAGAAUGUCAUCCUGUGGCUGGACCACAGAGCCGUUGAAGAAGCCGACGAAAUAAACCGAAUGAAUCAUCAAGUACUCAAAUAUGUUGGUGGAAAGAUUUCACCUGAAAUGGAGACACCUAAAUUAGCAUGGUUGAAAAGGAAUUUGAAAAAGCAGUGCUGGGAUAAAGCUGGGUUAUUCUUUGACCUUCCCGAUUUUCUAACAUGGAGAGCAACAGAGUGUGACUCUAGGUCGUCUUGUUCUCUCGUGUGCAAAUGGACAUAUGAAAUGUCAGAAGAUGGCACUGAAGCAUGGAAUGCGAGUUAUUUUAAACAAUUGGGAUUAGAAGAUCUUGCCGAAAAUGGCUGGAAGAAAAUUGGAUCCGUAGUUUUAGCACCAGGUUCUCCAGUAGGAAAUGGCCUUUCUGUAAGGGCAGCGGCUGAAUUAGGACUAAACCCAGGAACUCCCGUCGGUACUUCAAUGAUUGAUGCCCAUGCAGGUGGUCUUGGACUUAUCGGUUGUAAAGCUGGUUGUGUGGAUACCAAGUUUCACACUAGAGUAGCGAUUUUCUCUUUAGGUUUAAUAUGCGGUACUUCCACAUGCCAUAUGGCCGUAUCUAAUGGUCCAACGUUUGUUCCCGGCGUAUGGGGUCCUUACAAAAAUGCCAUGAUACCAGGUAUGUGGCUGAAUGAAGGUGGCCAAAGUGCAACGGGCAAGCUACUGGACCACGUUAUAGAUACUCAUCCUGCUACCGAGGGAAUUAAAAAGAAACUGGAAGGCAAACACAUUAUACAGUACCUGAACAACGUACUGGAAGACUUAGCAAAGCAAAAGCAACUUAAAUCGGUAGCCUUUCUGACUAAGGACUUCCAUGUUUAUCCAGAUUUUCAUGGCAACCGUUCACCUAUCGCCGAUCCAACUCUGAAGGGUAUGAUUUGCGGUCUCACAUUAUCUGAUGACGAGGAAAGCUUGGCAAUACUGUAUCUGGCAACAGUCCAAGCACUUUCGUAUGGUACUCGUCACAUUUUGGAAACAUUACAAAGAUCAGGAUAUAAGGAUAUAAAGUCAACCCUUAUUUGCGGCGGAUUGAGCAAAAACCCAAUCUUUACACAAUCUCAAGCCGACGUAUGUAACCUACCGGUUGUAUGCCCAGAAGAAGAAGAGUCCGUCUUACUAGGUGCUGCCAUCUUAGGAGCAUGUGCAUCUGGUUACUUCAAAGAUGUGAAAAGCGCAAUUGAAGCUAUGGGAGGCAAUGGAAAAGUAGUGGUUCCAAACAAAGACAUCGUGGAUUUUCAUAACAAAAAAUAUAAAGUAUUUCUGAAAAUGUACGAACACCAAAUGGAGUACAAGAAGAUGAUGGAUUGAAAUAUGAAAUAAUAAAUUACAGCGGCAAUUUUGCAUUUUAGUUAAGACCACAAACAAUAAUAAUAACGCACAAUAUGUUUGUUUUCUGUCUAUAAUAUAAAAUCCAUUUUCAUUUUCUUCGAAACAAAUUCAUACUUACUGCUUGGAGCAUUGACAAGCUUGAUUCUUACGUUGCAUGUUAGCGAUAGAAGCAGGUUAUGUGAAGUUUUAAGUGCAUUUGAAGUAAAAUGCUGCUUUUAAAUUACUUCGAGCGUAAACAAUUACAAACAUUAUGACCAGUUACUGAUUGAUUCCGGAAUACAAAACGAUAUUGUUUAUACUGAACAUCUUUAACAAUUGAAUCAGAUGAAUUCUGUUCGAUGAUAAAAAAUGAUUUUUAGUUCCUCUUUAACUAUUUGGAUACCAGAGCUAUCAAAACAAGCCAUUUGACAUAUGGAUUAAAUAUAGCUAUUUACUACUCACGCCAAACUGGAUAACAAAUACUGUUAUCGCCAAAAAUUUUGAAAAUGAGAUAUCUUUUUUGGUUGUGAUAUACCUGUACAUCACUUAUUUUCGCCUGUAUGUCAGUGGCUCUGUCUGUCUGUCUAUAUGCUAAUUCUCAAGCCAACUUCGACUUGGAAAAUGGAAAAUGAAAGUUUCACUCAAGGUUACAACACGAAGGCUGAAAAACUUUGGUCUAGAUUUCGAUGGAGAAAAAAGGCCAAAAACAAAAAAUAAAUCGAUUAAAUUUCAUCUCUGAUCAUGUUUGUAAAAUGUUUAGGGGUAAAAAAUCAGGGGGUGGGGGAGGUUAUAUCUCAUUUUUUAUAUUAGCAAAUUAAUGACCCGUUUUAUAUAAAUUUCUUGUAAUUAGUUGUAUUUGGAGAUCAUAGAAAUACAGUUAUAACGUCGGAAAAAAUAAUUUUCUGCUUGGGAGCUCUAAAAUAAAAAUUUAUAAAUAAAAUCGAAGUAAAGGAUACUUAUUUUGGUUAAGCCAUUAUAUAAGUCGAGCUAUUUAUAACUCAUUCCAAAAAUUCGUUAACAAUAUAGCAAUUCCGAACAUAUACAUAAAAAAAAAAUAAAACAAACAAAAUGAUUGGAAAGAUAUUUAAAAAAAAGAAUAAAAAGUCCUUUCCGUGUUGGAAUAUUAAAAAAUAAGGAACUUUAGCGAACACACUACAAACUAUGGUGGUCAAAAGGUAAUCUAACGUUAUGCAUAUCUUAGAUAUCAUUUAGAUUUUAACCGAUCAAUAUAAAAAACAGAAGACUAUUACGAGGUAUAGCUGGACACAGAUUGAUGGAAAAGAGAAAGGUAUUUCUAGAUAGUUAGUAAAUGUCUGAGCUAUUUUUUGUUAGAUUUGAUGUUUCGCCUUUUUGUUGCUAUAUACUAUUUUGUCUUCAUUAAAUUAAUGAUACAUAGCAAAUUCAAGUAUUAUGUUCAAUAACAUCCUUAAUUUCAUGAAGACACAAUAGCCACCACCACUUAAGGAAUAGCUCAGAUUUUUUCUUUUUAGAAAUACCUUUCUACUUUCCAACAAUCUUUAGGUAGCUAUACCUCGUAAUAGUCUUGCAGUCUAAAUGAUAUCUAAAAUGUGCAAAACGUUGGAUUAUUUUUGGCCACCACAGAUUCGAAGUAAUAGGGGAGUAUAUUUUUUUAUGAUAAUCGAACACGGAAAGUACUGUUUAUUCGUUUUUUAAAUAUCUAUAUUAUCAUUUUAUCUUUUUUACUUUCUAAUUUUUUUCAUCUGUGUUGGCAAUUGCUAUCUUGGUAAUGAAAUUCAGAGAUGAGUUUGAAUAGCUAUAUAAUGUCUUAACCAAAAUUAGUAUAGUUUACUUCAAUUCUAUUAUUUAAGUUGUUAAUUGUGAAGUUAAUCAUUUUAGAGCCCUGAUAAAAGGAAAUAAUUUUUUCCAAAACGUCGGUAACUUGAUAAAGCAAAAUGAAUUUCUUUAAACCCCAAAUCCAAUUGGUGUGCCCAUACAUUUGCCCUUAAUAUCUAGAAAAAUAACUUCAGCAGACAUUUUGCCUAUCGGUCGCACAAGCUGUGCAUCUUUGGUAUUCGAUCCGAGUAACACAUAAAAAUAUAGUUGUCGUCACCGCUUUUGGCAGCACACCCCUAUGUGUGAACGUUUGUUGGGUAAGCUCAAACAUACGUUUUUUAGUUGAGUGUAUCUGUCUCGAGAACUCUGUCGUUACGUAUGAGUGCUCUUCUAUCAUAUUUGUCAGAGUGACAACUUACUUGACAUCGGCAUGCAAUUUGAGUUGUUCUAUUAUCAGACUUCAAUAUAAAUGUACAGUGCCCAGAAAUACGAUCAAUGGAGAAGGCCGACAGCUCGUACUAAAUUUAUUAGAGUACUCUCAAGAAGAGAAUGAAAACAGCGGUCCCCUGUAAACCACUUCAUGCGUAACUACCAGAUUAGUCUGAGCAAUGUUCCGCACAUGGUACGGAGACUCGAUCUGCUUACUUAUUUCAUAUGGCGUCGAUGACGUAUCCAUCAAGAACGGUGACUACAACUAUAUAAUAGCUUGCAGCGCGGCGACAUACGAGAUGUACGUGAUAAUAUGUAUGUAUACGUAUUUGAGUAUACCUAGAGCCUAGUUCAGUGAGGUUAUCUGGUUUCAUGACGAAAUAUUCAGUGUGGUAUAUGGUCAUAUAUCAAGAGCUAUUAUAAUUAGAUGUCAAAUAUUGUUGACAAACAGUUUCACUAAGAGCUCCAAAUAAAUGAGACCCCGUGUACGGACAUGCUUAUUGCUGCAAUCUGAGAAAAAUUGUUUUCAUGAAAAGCGCAAAUAGUGCCUUACUGGUUCUGACAACACAUAUGUCUUUUUGUUAUCAUUGCACUUUUUCUAAGAUGUGAUAAACAGUGGGUGAGAGGAAAAUACACGUUGUUUGAAGACAAGAUCGUAUAAUAUUUAUUGGAAUAAAUUACAGGUACAUAUGGAGAGGUCACCUACAUUCUGCAAGUGUGAAACUUUUGAGUUAUUGGUCCAUCCUAAGCUGUUUGUAAGUAAUAUAGGAAGAACUU
This is a messenger RNA of Acanthoscelides obtectus, 4834 nucleotides long. NCBI's taxonomy places the organism in Eukaryota, Metazoa, Arthropoda, Insecta, Coleoptera, Chrysomelidae. The record is from the annotation of a GenBank genome assembly.